UGAUUGAUUCCCAUUUUCGCCUGAGCUUCUUAGUACACUCAAACCCUCCACUCUGCUAUUACCAUUCACGACCACCAUGCCUGAAGCUGACCCGAAAAGCCAUUCCUCUUCUCCUGCUCCUUCUUCGUCUUCUUCAAAUGGGGUACCCUCUGAAAUCAGAAGUGGCCAUUCCAACAAUCACGGUUCAAACCAGUUCUCGGGCCACAAGGCUCAUUAUCCGAACCCACCUGAUGCUGUGAAUCCGGACGCUGCUACUCUCAGAGAUCAAUGGAGGUAUGCCAUUAAACAAUACAGUAGAUGGUACUCUCAUGCUUGGGGCACUGCUAUUCUUGCUGGGGCCGCCUUCUUUGCCCUUGGAUGGGUCAUCAAAGGCGGGAAUCCCUUACCCUCUUUCCGCGCUGAGGAAUCUUCGCCUACAUCUUCCUCUGAUUCGGAGAAACCUCGCUAGUAAUGAAAAGGUGGUUUAGCAACAUUGUUUAUUGGCAUACUCCUAGUGCAGCCCAAAUAUUUCAAGACAUUAUGCCCAUACAUUAAGAAGACAAGUUAUGCUGGCGCUGAUAUUGUAUUUGUGCUGAUGAUUGAUUUUACUAUCUACACUUUUGAGGGAACGAGUUGAGUGCCUAAUUUCAUUCCGCCACUCGCAUUUAACAGGAAUGAUACUUUACAAAAUUUUUGAACAUGCCUGGUUCACAUGUUCGAAGACAUUGGUUUUUAUGUCUUAUGACCACUUGAGCAAACUUUUUUGUUCUGUUAAUUAUAAUUACGAUAUCAGAAAUUAAAGUUACUCAUCAAUCCUUGAUGAGCAAGAUUACUAAUGAA
Messenger RNA from Neltuma alba, 819 nucleotides. RefSeq lists its product as uncharacterized. The record is from RefSeq and is a predicted model, not a curated record. Lineage: Eukaryota; Viridiplantae; Streptophyta; Magnoliopsida; Fabales; Fabaceae. Bases 77 to 448 code for a protein of 123 amino acids. The transcript has 2 exons.